Molecule: messenger RNA, 1585 nt
Organism: Saccoglossus kowalevskii
Lineage: Eukaryota; Metazoa; Hemichordata; Enteropneusta; Harrimaniidae
Biological process (GO): regulation of mitotic spindle organization; positive regulation of microtubule polymerization; regulation of mitotic cytokinesis
Cellular component (GO): spindle pole
Molecular function (GO): protein binding
Source: RefSeq, a predicted model, not a curated record
GUCACGCUCGUAAGGACGAUAGCAUGUAGCUGAUAUUAUUCCACCGCAUAAUCACAGUUUCGCCACGGUACGACCAGCAGAUAUGUCUGUAGAUACAUCGCCAACGCCAACUGGCAGCGCGCAACCAACUGCUAGAAGGGGGAAUUACAAAGAGAAACGACAAAAUGCGGGGAAUGUGUUGAGAAAAAACUCAAAGAUGGAAACUGACGAGUUUAUGGCCGCUGCUAUCGGAGAUACAGCAUGGCUGAAGCAGAGUCUACGAGACGGGCGAGACGCUACAAAGUUCGACAAAAAUGGCCUUGCAGCGAUUCAUUUAGCAGCAUUACACGGUCGUCUGGAUACCUUGCAGAUGUUAGUUGAGAGAUAUAACGUGGAUGUCAAUCUAUCUAGCAAUACUGGCUGGAGACCGAUACAUUUAGCAAUCAACAAUAGAAAUGGUAAAAGGGCUUUACAGUGUGUGGAGUAUCUUCUGGCAAAAGAAGCUGAUCCAUCAGUUUUCAAUGAUGAUGAUCUCACUCCUGCUCACCAGGCUGCUAUUGAGGGCACAGUGAAAUGCUUGGAGGCUGUAAUCAACGCUGGUGGAUUGAUUGACACUAAAGAUGUCAAGGGUCAUUUGCCGGUAGACUAUGCUAAGCUAUGGGGUAACAGAGAGUGUGCCAGGAUUUUGACAACAGAAAUGUGGAAGCAGGAUAAAGAGCAAGAAUUAUUUGAAAUGCAAAAACUGAUGGAUAUGAAGAGAGACUAUGAUGAUGAAAUGGAAGAAAUCAAUGCAGCUGAUAUGGUUAAGCGACGCUAUGAGGCUGAUCAAGCGUUUGAAGACUGGUUGGGAAAGAAACAACUCUCUCCACCUCCAAGCAAAUCGAACAAAAAAAAGAAAGACAAAACCUCAAAAAAAGAUAAAAGUGAUGGAAAAACUAAAGAAAAAUUAUAUCAGCCAAAUAGUGUUGUGAAACAAGAUGGGUUUAGCCAGCGGCAGUCAAUGGAUGGUGCUUAUGGACGUACAGCUCAGCCAGUGGGGAGAGAACCCUCAGUCAAGGCUAUCACAGAUGGGAAAUACAUUCCAAAUGAAGCACAUGCAGUAAGAAGUAAAAGUAAACCACAACAGCUUUUACCGAUCCAAGAAAAGCCGCAACAUGUACGAAAAUCAUCAGCAGGAACCAAUUACAGUGAUGAUUCCUUACCAAGAUUGCCCAAUGAAGUGAUAGAGCGGGUGUUGUCAGGAAAGAAAAAUCCCCAUGACAGGCCGCUUGUUUUCCAAUGCAAGAAUAUUAUCGAUGUGCAACAAAAAAAGUUUUUACCCAUGGAGAAGCGCCCUCAGAGUGAAGUCUAUAUGCACUUGUCACACGAUAUCACUUCCCCUCUCUAUCCUAGCAAUGCUCACAUCCUGCUUGCUUCACGUAGAAGCAGCAGCAGCAGCAGCAGUGCCAGUAGCAGCAAAAAGCAAACCCGAGGUGAUUCUGCACCAUCUUUACGAGGCUAUGACAGAGAGAGGGUUUUAAAAACGAUCGGCUUGUCCAGUAAAUCUAAUCAUCGGUACCCAAACAUUAAGGGGCAGGAAUACACAUUUAGCUUUAAGAUAAAAUAA